UAAAAACUGUGGCCCUGACCGGACCCAGAGCCGUUGGAAGCUUGUCUUUUGAUAACCCCACCUCGGUUUUAUGCCUGCUAGGAUAGAUGAAGAAGUUGAUGCGUACGCAUGUCCUUUUCCAUCAUCAACUAGUUUCCUGUGCCAAAGUUCCUCCUCUGCCUUGUUCUUGGUUCUUGUCGAUGGCCUCAGGGCCAAGCACCUGCGCACCCCCGAGUACGGCGGCACGGACCCUUCGGUGGCACGCAACUUUUCGACGGCGUGCGCCGCGUGUCAGAGCACCGAGAGGGGGAUAUAUGCUGCAUGCGGUUUGGCGAGGUGUCUAGUAGGAUCACUUGCGCCUCUCAUAGAAAACGGUUGUCUGUCCGGUCCACCCUGUACGCCGGAGCACCACCCAUUCAUUCAUCCAUCCAUCCAUCCAUCCAUCCUCCUACUCCUCCUCCUCCUCCUCCACUGCCAGAUGUCAUCGGGUUGUAAUGUUGGAAAGCGGCGGAAAUUACGACGUUGCAGCCAUGAGUGACAUCCUGGAUCACGGAUUGGGCGAACAACUGGCAGCGGCCCUGCUCACUUGGGGUGGGGAACAGGACCAGGAGGCGAGACGGCAACCGAGAACGCAACCAGAUCAUCAUAACGAGCCCGGUGCUGAUGCCCGCUCAGAUUCCAGUUUUGACUCUGCCACUGACUCUGGCUCUCUCACUCCUCUGACCCGCCAUCAUGUUUACUUCCGCAAACUGAUGCGCUUCGCCGACGACAGCACCUGGAGCAAGACAGCCCUGGGCCCCCACAGGCGUGAUAUUGAUGUCAACCUGGAGGACGGCAACCACCGUGACGAUAACCUGGAUGCUACCGAUUCCGAUAGCACCUUCACCACCCAACCAGCCAAGAGCACCAAUAUCUGUGCCCGUUAUCGCCAGCACAGGGUAGAGACCAUGGAGAACCCACCGCUGCCCCCACAGAACUGGGACAAGGAAUUGCCGCCAGCACCUUUCAAUACAACCCCUACCUCAUCAUCAUCACAUCCCCAGAUGUCUUGCAGGAUAUCAACCUUCCCGUUCUCACAUCCAUGUGACAUACCAGAGUUGAUACUUGAUCCGGACGAGGACCAUCUUCACACCGAACCCAGCCCGCUGCCAUCCGGGCCCGUCACCCCCAGCGUGGUCAACGACAUCUUCCAACCUCUUAGCCAGACUGCUUCCCCUGAUCUCGAGUUUGGUCCCUUCACUCCACUCGCCCUCGAGGCGGAUUUUCAACACUCCAUGGAACAGCAGCAGCAGUCCAGAAAGAUGUCCAUCAAGACCAUGGUCUCGGACGUAUCAGACGGUCUCGGUAUUAUUGAAGAAGAAGACGACGUCAACACCGACGGCGUGUCUAUGCUCACUCCGACAGAGGCCUCUUUUGGUGGAGCCGCUGGCGGAGAAUCCAGCAUAGAUCGGUUUGGGAGGGUAGAUUCAAGGACCUACCAACCCCAAGCAUGGAGCAUCAGUUCAUCGGCCGGUAGCAUCGGGUCGAGCGAGUGGCGCCCCAGCAUCAAGAGCUCACGAAAGUCGGUAACCCUCCUCUCGCGCAUGCGCGGACGACACUCGGUAGUGCAGGAGGAGCCUUUGGAAAAACGGUCGCUGACUCCGUACGAGCUCAGUGCUCCAGCACCAAGACAGGACGAUGACAACUGCGUUGACAUGCCGCCCCCGCCGACUGGAUCAUCGCUGCCUACCAUUCACAGUCGCACCGAGAUCACCUCGACGACCAACCCUCGGUUCUUUGGCAGAAUUCCGUGGUUGACAAGUGAUUCGCAACCCGAAAAGCAGGGGACCGUGUUUGGUGUUGAUUUGAAUUCGAGCAUAAAACUGGCGCCCAUGAAGAUUCGGGUGUCACAUCGGGGAAGGGGGUCAUCGUACCGGACAUAUCCGCUAGGCGUUUACAAGUGCUGCGAGUUCAUUCGCAAAGAGGGCAACAAAGCCGGCAGAGCUUUUUGCUCUCCCGGCAACGCCUUCAACGUGGCACAGCUCAAAGAAAUCUUCAACACAGGACCGACUUACGGCGAGAAUUUCCAGUUUGAAGGUACCGACUACACGGUCCACGAUGCCGCGCGUUUGAUUCUGUUAUACCUUGAGGAAUUGCCCAAACCUCUCAUCACGUCAUCAGUUGUAAGGUGUUGGGUGUUGCUGGCCCGCCAAGAGGGAGCCAUCGAGCCGCCUUGUCCACGGGUCGAAACCGGACUCGACUUUUGGACCGAAGCCCUCAGCCGUCUGCCAACCGCGUCCCGCAAUCUCGUCAAGCACCUACUCGCCAUAUUUGCCGAGGUCUUGCUGCAAACGACGGGAAACGUCACAGAGGCAGAUUCACGGCAUUUUGCCUCUGCAGUCUCGCGGGCACUGUUCCAUCAGGACACCGACGCCAGUGUCAUGGCUGGUGGUGCUCCCACAGCCAGCAAGAAGAAGACCAAUAAAAGGAGCGUCCACCCGACGCUGGCUCUUGCUUUCUUGAUCAAGAAGCGAGGAGAAUAUUCGGCGACGUUGGGCAAGGCUACAAAUAUGGGUACCAAGAGAGACACCCAGUUUUUGCCCACCACGAAGGAAAUCAUGCAAUGGAAGGGAUAGAAAGAGAUAUAAUGGCGUGUUCAAAAGCUACGGGGACACCGGUUCAAAGGUGGGCAUCAUGGCCUAGGUAGGUAGGAUGUGGACGGACAGGAGAUGUGAACGGAUAAACUGGCACGCGCGUUGGUUGAGAUACCCCUUUUGCUUUCUUGCCAUUUUUAUUGCAUUUUAGUCUUUCAAGCGUUGGAGGGGUUUGCCUACACAUCACAUCUAUCAUCUUCACACAAUCAUCAUUUUGCGGCGUUUUCUUUGUUAUUUCCGGGAAUGGAUGAGCCCAAUGUACAUCUGGAUUCUACAUGUCGAAGCGGAUAGUCAUUUAUUAAUGUUGGUACCUAUAGUCUGGGUUGAAAAAGGGUCAAGUGAUCGGAUGGAAGAAGGUUGACUGGGGAAUUGUCAUGAUAUCAAAAUAUCAUCUAAUGCUGCUGUCC
Podospora bellae-mahoneyi is the source of this 3019-nucleotide messenger RNA. RefSeq lists its product as uncharacterized. The coding region runs from base 474 to 2594 and encodes 706 amino acids. Gene Ontology annotation, molecular function: GTPase activator activity. Gene Ontology annotation, biological process: activation of GTPase activity; signal transduction. NCBI's taxonomy places the organism in Eukaryota, Fungi, Ascomycota, Sordariomycetes, Sordariales, Podosporaceae. The record is from RefSeq and is a predicted model, not a curated record. The transcript is spliced from 2 exons.